AUGGCCCAAACCCACAGCAUCCUUGUACUCCCCGGUGAUGGCAUUGGCCCCGAGGUCAUGGCUGAGGCCAUCAAGGUGCUCAAGGCUUUUGAGACUCCGCAGCACAAGUUUGUUCUACGCCAGGAGUUAAUUGGAGGCUGCAGUAUUGAUGCAACGGGAGAGUCGGUCACGGAAGAAGUCAAGCAGGCGGCUUUGAGCUCAGACGCCGUCCUGUUUGCAGCAGUUGGAGGACCCAAAUGGGACAACGCUCGGCGUGGUUUGGAUGGGCCUGAAGGUGGGCUACUGCAAUUGCGAAAGGCAAUGGAUAUUUAUGCCAAUCUUCGUCCAUGCUCUGCUAGCUCCCCUAGCACCUCCAUCGCAAAGGAGUUUAGUCCAUUCCGACACGAAAUUAUCGAAGGUGUUGACUUUGUUGUGGUGAGGGAGAAUUGCGGAGGAGCUUACUUUGGACGGAAAGUGGAAGAUGAAACAUACGCAAUGGAUGAAUGGGGCUACUCAGAGGCCGAAAUUCAACGUGUGACCCGUCUAGCUGCCGAAGUUGCCCUACGACACGAUCCCCCGUGGCCCGUCAUCUCCCUGGACAAGGCGAAUGUGUUGGCCUCAUCACGUCUCUGGCGCCGUGUAGUAGAAAAGAUCAUGACCACAGAAUAUCCACAGCUGAAGCUGGUUCACCAGCUUGCCGACUCGGCAUCGCUGAUCAUGGCGACCAACCCACGGUCAUUGAAUGGGGUUAUUCUGGCAGACAAUACCUUCGGCGAUAUGCUCUCUGACCAGGCAGGUUCAAUUGUUGGUACCCUGGGUGUCCUGCCAAGUGCCAGCUUGAAUGGUCUUCCUGGUGAUAAAAAGCUUCAGACACGACCAUACGGUCUAUAUGAGCCCACUCAUGGCUCAGCCCCAACGAUUGCCGGUCGGAAUAUUGCCAAUCCUGUAGCCAUGGUCCUCUGUGUCGCCUUGAUGUUCCGUUACUCGCUGAACAUGGAGACUGAAGCUAGGCGCGUAGAGUCUGCAGUGCGCAAGGUCCUUGACUCAGGCCUUCGAACCCCAGAUCUAGGAGGUAAGAUGGGUACGAAGGAGGUUGGAGAUGCGAUCGUAGCAGCAUUGUGA
Molecule: messenger RNA, 1101 nt
Organism: Penicillium atrosanguineum
Lineage: Eukaryota; Fungi; Ascomycota; Eurotiomycetes; Eurotiales; Aspergillaceae
Product: 3-isopropylmalate dehydrogenase
Exons: 3
Coding region: 1-1101 (366 amino acids)
Biological process (GO): L-leucine biosynthetic process
Cellular component (GO): cytosol
Molecular function (GO): magnesium ion binding; NAD binding; 3-isopropylmalate dehydrogenase activity
Source: RefSeq, a predicted model, not a curated record